AUGGAAUCGAUGUUGCUGUCUGUGGUCCGUAAGGUCUCCUCAGGUGGUCCCCAUCGACUGGUCAGCCGUAUUACAAAGUAUUACCUUAUCCUCACGGACAUCCAAGACUCUUUUCGGCAAUGGAUUGCUUACUGCCUGCUGGCAUGCAGCAUGACUGCCGUCGGACGCAUCCAGACACUCAUUCAUACGGUCUCGCAGAAACUUGAGGCUGGGCCCAGAUCCGAGGUGACCAAGACUUUCUCCUGGCCCACCAAGGCCAGGCCAUGA
Molecule: messenger RNA, 267 nt
Organism: Fusarium venenatum
Lineage: Eukaryota; Fungi; Ascomycota; Sordariomycetes; Hypocreales; Nectriaceae
Source: RefSeq, a predicted model, not a curated record